Messenger RNA from Astrephomene gubernaculifera, 4888 nucleotides. The record is from the annotation of a GenBank genome assembly. Lineage: Eukaryota; Viridiplantae; Chlorophyta; Chlorophyceae; Chlamydomonadales; Astrephomenaceae.
CGAUACCAGUCUUGACGCUUCGCCCACUUGCCCAGUUACAGUAGGGGAGUCUGGAGAGGCCGCGGCAGGCCAGCAGGGCGGCCUGGCUGCUGGGGUCCUAGCUGUGGAGGCAGCAGCAGGGGAGGCAGCAUGUAUCGAUACGGAUGAAGGCGCGGAUAGACAUGCGUGGGUGGAGUGCUGGGCGCCUGUUGUGGUGGCGCCGGCGGAGGCACUGGAGGCGGCAGCAGGUGCAGCUCUGGGAGGAGGGGGAGGACUCCACCAGGGUGAAGAGGAGAAGAGAGGCGGCGGGGAGGGGGACCCCUUACCGGUGUACUCCACCCCACCAGGCGGCUGCCCCUCCGCCGGCCAGCAGCAGCUCCAGGACCUCCCCCCACAGCGCUGGACGGCUGCGCUGCGCCUGCCCCGCACUCUGUACGGCAGCCAGCAGGGCAGCUGCUCCUCAUCAGCCACCUCCUCAGCCGCCGCCAGCCCCCGUACCGCCACCCCACAGCGCCCGCAGCCGCAGCAGCAGCCCCUGCAGCAGCCCUCGCAGCCGCAACAGCAGCAGCCCCCGCCGCAGCAGCAGCCCCCGCAGCAGCAGGCCCGGCAGCGCUCCCGACUCGCUGCGGAGUCCCUCGCAGCUCCCCCCGUGGCAGCACGCCCCUCGUCACAGCAGCAGCAGCAGCCGCAGGUGAAGGGAGGUGGUGGAAAGGGUGUGGCGGUAGGGGCAGGUGCCGCCGCCGCUGCUGCCGCCGCACCCUGCACAGCCACCGCCGCCUCCUCGCUUCCCGCCUGGCUGCAAGGGUCUUCCUCAUCGGACGAGGAGGAGAAUGAGGAGGAGGAUGGUAAUGAGAAGGGCCUCAUCCCUGGUGGCGGCAAAGCAGGUGGAGCAGGCGAGGCAGCGAUGCCUGCCUGGCUCACGACUUGCGGCGGCGGAGGCGGGGGUGAGUCUGCAAGCCCCUGCGUUCAGGACACAACGCCGCCGCCAGGGGAGGCGGUUACCGCUACACUUGCAGGUGGUGUGGCGGUUGUUGCUGCGGCGGCGGCGACGGGUGGUGGGUCAAAGCUGCCCUCCCAGCCCACUGUAAACCGGGUAGUGGUGACCAACAACACAGCAGCAGCGGCGGCGAUGGGGAGAGCGGCUGUGGCGGUCCAGCCGCUCUCCCGACUCGCGGCGGACACCCUGGCUCCCCUGGCAGCAGCCCGACCCUCGUCACAGAAGCAACAGAAGCAGCAGCAGGUGGAGCGAGGAGGGGGGAAGUGCGUGGCUGUGGGGGCAGGUACCGCCCCUGCCGGCGGAACGGCAACCGCCUCCUCCUCGCUUCCCGCCUGGCUGCAAGGGUCUUCCUCAUCGGACGAGGACGAGAGUGAGGAGGAGGACGGUGAGGAGAAGGGCCUCAUCCCUGGUGGCGGCAAAGCAGAAGGAGCUGGCAAGGCAACCAUGCCUGCCUGGCUCACGACUUGCGGCGGCGGGGGCGAAAAGUCUGCAAGCCUCCGCGUCAACGACACAGCGCCGCCGGCAGCGAAGGCGGUUUCCGCUACAGUUGCUGGUAGUACGGCGAUUGCUGCUGCGGGGGCGGUGACAACGGCGGCGGUGAAGACUCAGCCAGCUGAAGCGGCGGCGGCGGUGGAGGUGCAGCCAGCGGUAGUCGCGGCGGCGACGACGGGUGGUGGGACAAAGCCGCCCUCCCAGCCCACUGUAGACCAGGCCGUGGGGACCAACAACACAGCAGCAGCGGCGGCGGUGGGGAGGCCGACGGCAGCGGUGGCGGUGGCGGCUAGUAGUGGUGUGGCCCAAGCGCGGGAGCAGCUGCCCUGGUGGGCGGCUGACGGCGACGACUGCAGCAGCAGCGAUGAUGAUGACGACUGGGCCGGCAGCGGGGCAGCCCCAGGCGGCUGGACGGACAUGCUAGCCCGCUGGAGCAGCCAGGUGGCGGCGGCCAGUCGGGCCAGCUGCGGUCGCUCCGUGGCGCUGCCGAUCUUCACUCGCACCGCCAGCGGGGUGGCGGCGGAGGGAGCCAUGUGGCGCACAUCCGCCAGCCACCCAUUCGUGCCGGCGGCGGCGGUGGCGACGGCGACGGCAGGAGCAGGGGCAGGCGGCGCUGCUGCUAAGAGGUGUGCCAAGGCUGCAAGCGCCACAGCGGCAGCCGCCGCUGUCAAAGGUGACGGCGGCGGUGGCGGUGGAGGUGGCGGUGCAGGUUUGGAGCGGUUGAAGGGCAGCGAUGCGAAAGGCUGCGGUGCUAAAGGCGGUGGCAAGGGAGGCACCUGCCAGACUGCGAGCGGCAGCAGCGGCAGCGGCAGCAGCAACAGUGGUGCAGCUGGAGGCAGUAGCGGUGUACUGCCCGCCCCGCAUGCUGCAGCGACUGCCAGCAGCAGGAGCAGCAGCAGCAGCGGUGCGGCGGGAAGCGGCAGUAGCACACCGCCUGCUCAACAGCGUCCUGCAGCCGUCGCCUCGCCCGCCCCAGCCUCCACAGCAGGUGCCGCUGCCGCUGCGGCUCCCUCCUCAACAUCAUUACCACCACCACAGGCACAGCCCGCUCCUGCUCCUGCAGCGGAGGCGGCAAAGCCCAGCUCAUGGCCGCAGCCGCUGGGGGCGCAUGAGGCCGGCUGCAAAGAGGAUGGCGGCAAAGAGGCAGGUGGCAGUAGCAGCAGCAGCAGCAGCAGCAGUAGCACUGAUAACGACAGUGAGGAUGAUGACGAGUACGACACCACAUCGUCAACACGUGUCGUGCAAGUUGACGUACUGGCCAAGUGGAUGGCGUCGGCGCGCCUGCCCAAGGCCUUGAAUGCGGGAUUCUUCCGGAAGUACCAACAACAGCAGCAGCAACAACAGCAGCGAGAGUUUCAGCAACAGCAGCAGCAGCAACCGCAGCGGCAACAACAGUGCCAGCAGAGGGUCCUCCCAGCACAGCCGCAAGGCGGAGCCGCUGCUGCCUCGGGUGCUAGGCAAGGCGGCAGUAGAAGUGGCGACGGGUGCCUUCCGCGCGUAGGGAUGGUGGCGGAGUCCUCCGCUGCCAUCGCCGCCUCCGUCCCCUCAACCUCAGCCUCAGCCUCAGCGGACGGAGGUCCCGUGGCUCCCGUGCGCCCCGCCAUCAAAGUCCUCAACCGGGCGCUGCCCGGAGCCAUCGCACCGCUGACGCUGUCCUCACAACCGCCGUCACAGCAGCAGCAGCAGCAGCAGCAGCAGCAGCAGCAGCAGCAGCAGCAGCAGAGCCGGCGGGGCGCACCCGCACCUCAGCAGCCGCGGCCCUUGCAAGCACACCAACCACAAGGACAAGCUCCUGUCCCAGCGACACCGACCGGGACCUCGACGGCGGCACCAGCACUCGCUGCGCCCUCGCGGCCCCCGGCAGCUGCUGCCCCACCGCCACCCGCUGCGACCCGAGCACCUGACACGGCGGCAGCAGCAGCGCCACCGCAACCGUCAGCGUUGCAACCACCGCCACCCGCCGUCAACCCAGCCCAGCACCCUGCCCCAGCUGCCUCAUCACAAGCCCCCCCCGGCAUCAGCUCCCCCUCCUCGUCCUCCUCCCGCCACAAGGCCCCCGUGAGGCCCUGCCUGCUCACACGGGCUGGCAGGGUGGGCGGCGGCGGCGAGGUGGGGACCGCAGUACCGGUAGCAGCAGCAGGCAAGGCGCAGGCAGCAGCAGCUGCAGCAGCCGUACAGCCCGCUGUGUCCAGACAGGCCGCCACCUCCGCCUCCACCGCUUGUACGGCAGCUGCUGCAUGUGAGACGUCUGGUGCGCCAGACCUCUCCAGUCAGCAGCCGUCACAAUCAGGGGUGCAGGAUAAAGCGCAGCAGCAGGGGAAGCAGGAGCAGCAGCAGGUGCAGCAGCAGCUAGGGGUGGCGGAGGUGGCGGUGCCCGAGGAGUUCCAGUGCGACCUGUGCGGCGUGAGCUGCAACAGCGGGGUGACGUGGCAGCAGCACUGCGCCAGCAGGAAGCAUUUGGCGCGGUCGGCAGCGGCUGCACGGGCGGCGGCGAGUGCCCCGCAGCUCCCACCAUCAGCCAGCCCCUCAGCCGCCGCACCCUCCGCCGGCCUGCAAGUCCCACACCAGCCCCCCUCGACACCAGCCCCCUCACCCGCACCAUUAUCCACAGCCUCCGCCUCCAAGCCCCUCCCCGCUUCCCCCCCCACCACCCUCAGCUCCUCCGCCCCAGCAGCAGCCCCCCCGAGCCCCACCGCCGCGGUCACUGCUGCUGCCUGUGAUGCGCCCGCCUGCUGCCUCCCCUCCGACCGCCCCCAUGUGCCCGCCCUAUCCCUUACCUGCUACCUGUGCCGGGUCACCUGCAACAGCGCCCAGGCCCUGCAGCAGCACCUGGCCUGCCGCCGCCACCUCAACCGGGCAGCCAGGCAGCUGCUGCGAACUGCCAUGGCCGCCGAGCGAGCUGGGGAAGCGCCAGGAGGAGCGGCAGGAGGAGCGGCAGCAGCAGGAGCAGGAGGGCAGAUUGCGGACGGGCAAAGCCAGCGGGAACAGCAGCACGAAGACGCACGGCAGCAGCAGCAGCACGGGCAGCAGCAGGCGACUGGGCCGGCUGAGGAGGUGCAUGAGGAGGAGGAGGAGCGAGAAGCGUCAGCACCGACCUCGGUAGUUGAAUCGGUCCAGCAGCUAGGAGGACCCGACCCGGCUGUCGGCAGGUCGGCAGCAGCAGCUGCCGCUGCGGCCAGUGCACGCUCCAGCGCCGGCUGCGGUGGCGGCGGCAACGGUGGUGGCAGCAGCUGCCCGGGCGGGCGCCCCGCUGCCGCCCACCUCGUUACCCAUCGGCUGUGUCGCCAGGUGUUGAGCGGCGAGCUAGAUGGUGCGGUAGGGGAGGCGCUGACACGCAUCCGGGGCUUCCAGGAGAGGGCCAUGGCGAAGAAUGCGGUCAAGGCUGGCGCGCACCGCUGGUACGUGUUGGGUCUGCGGGAG